CACAGUGCAGACAUGUCGCAAUCGGAUACGAUACCAGUUUAUCUUGUGGCGUUUUAACAUUCAUAUUCAAAGUAGUAGUUGAAGAAAGUUAAGCUUAUAUAUAAAAUAUGUCUGUGAGUAAGUUAAGAGUUUACGACCAUUGCAACAACACCAUGCAAGCACUACAAAUGCAGAGAGGCAAUAAGCUUCACUGUGAUGUCACAAUAUUAGUGGAAAGACAAGAAUUUCCCGCCCACCGAUGUGUCUUGUCUGCCAGCAGCGAAUAUUUUAACAAGAUGUUUUCAACAAAGAUGUCCGAGCAGUUUAAGAAAAUCAUUGAAAUAAAAGGAAUCAACAAGAGAGCAAUGGCACAAGUUCUUGACUUUAUUUACACCGAUACAAUUGAGUUGUCUGUGGAAAAUGUACAAGCAGUUUUACACACUGCUUCUCUUAUGCAAAUACAAGAUCUUCUCAAUCUUAUAAUUGAAUAUUUAUUCGAUGAAAUAUCUGGUGAGAACUGCUUACAUUUCCACAACCUUGGUCGACUUUAUUCGUUGGAAAAUCUCAUGAAGAAGGCAGAAGAAUGUUGCCUUGAAAAUUUUGAUACCGUUUGUGUGCAAGACAACUUCUGUGAGAUAAAACUUGAGGACUUUGAAAAAAUUCUGAAAUCAGAAGAUUUAAUUGUGGAAUCUGAGACAGUUGUGUUCGAGUCAUUAAUGCGAUGGACAGAGUAUGAUCUUGACGCACGAACAGAUUCCUUCCAAAGAAUGUUUCAGCACGUUCGCUUGCAAUUACUGGAUGCGGAAUAUAUCUUUAAGGAAAUUUUGAACCAAGAACUCGUGAGAGUUUCUUCAGUAUGUAGAGAUGCAAUAGAUUCCGCUUUGUAUUUCCAUGUUGAUCCAUCUCCUUUCAUUGCUCAGAAAUACAGAGGAACUUUACCAACUGGAAACAUUGUUUUUGUUCCGUCCAGUACUGAGUUGAUGGGCAAAGUGGAAAUGGCUGAUGAUGAAUGUAAAUGGUCUUCAAUGAAGUUAUUAGGCAGGGGUGGUACAGAUGUGGUGGUGGGUUUACAGGACGGGCACUUGUGUAGUUUUGGUGGCUUUGAUCGUCCAAACCUAAACAGCAACAACUGCUCUUACCCAACUACUUCAGGAAAACACUUCGACGGUCGUAGCUGGAAAGACAUGGCGCCAGCACAAUGUUAUCUUGCAGGAUCUGCUGCCACUUUUAUUGAAGGAGACUUAUUUGUGUUUGGCGGUGUACGUUACAAACAACACGGCAACAGAGUUUUCUUUGCCAACUACAUAUCUAUGUUCACACCUUCACUCAAUACAUGGACCUAUGCCAAUGUUGCCAUUAUAUUUCGCACCAAUGCUGUGGCUGUGUCUUAUAAAGACACAGCUUACAUAUUGGGUGGUUUUAAACAAGUAGAAGGAACGACAUUAAACCAAAGCAAAGCCUGCUCUGAUGUUGAAAUAUACAAGAAAACCAGGAAAGUUAUGCAUCUUGGCAAUCAUAUGGUGCAAUCAAGGGCUUCAUUUGGGGCUGCUGUAUGGGAUGAUAAAAUAUUUGUUUGUGGCGGAAUUGGGGACGAUAAGACUGAACUGAACUCAUGUGAAUGUAUGAAGAUUGAAAGUGGAGUGUGGACAUUGUUCACAAGUAAAGUGCCUCGCCAGUUUGGUAGAGCAUCAAUUUGUUGUGUUGGGGAUCACAUUGUAAUUUAUUGCAGUUCAAGCCCUGGUCAGUUGACAAUAUAUGAUGCUUUGAAUGAUAGAUGGAUGACCAUACGAGAGGUUGGAAAAAAGUUGUUCCAUGGAAUAGGGCAUAUUAUGUUGGUGCCAAGUUAAAUGCAUAUUUAUUUAUUUACAAAAAUAUGAUUAUUUAUUAUGACAUGAAAGUAUCGUUGUUAAAGAAGGUUUGAGUUUUUGUGACAAGUGAAAUUAUGUUUUUGGGCAAUGGUGCCUUUAAAUUUAUUUUUAAUCUGCCAAAUAAAAUAUAUUUAUUCUGAA
This is a messenger RNA of Ciona intestinalis (vase tunicate), 1988 nucleotides long. The record is from RefSeq and is a predicted model, not a curated record. Lineage: Eukaryota; Metazoa; Chordata; Ascidiacea; Phlebobranchia; Cionidae.